UCCCACUUUGGCUUUCUCACUGCAAACACCACAGAGAGACCGAGCGAGAGAGAGAGAGAGAGGAAGAGAUCAAAAGCUCGUCCGUACGAACAAAGAGCCGUUGCCGGUCACCGGAAAACGACCUUUUCUACCUCCGUUUCUCUCUCCUCCGCCGACAAAUCGCCAUGUCAGAAGCCCGCCGCUUCCCUUUCGCCGGAAACCUCGACCCGACAGCCCGAGAGUUCGUGCCCGGAACCUCAAAUCCGAUACCUAACGCAAUUCACUUCUUCACCCCAACCUCCGUCUUCUUCCCCUACCCUCCUCCUCCUCCUCCUCCGGCGACGGCCUUUCCUCCGCUUCUUCUCCCUCCGCCGCCGCAGUACCCUAACGACCUCCAGUUCCUGCCGUUUUACUCUCCUCCUCCGCCGCCGCCGGAAACCAGUCCAGAGCCUCUGCUCCCUCCGACAUCGGUGGCGCCGACGAGGGCGGUGGUGCUGAUAUCGGUAGCUGCUGACGUCAGCGAAUCGGCGGUGAGGCGUGACGUGGAGGUCUUCGGCGAGAUCCGUGGGGUCCAGAUGGAGAGGGCAGUUGAGGGGAUCGUGACCGUCCAUUUCUACGAUAUCAGGAACGCUCAAACCGCCUUGACUGAGAUACGCGAGCGUCACAUGCAGCAACAGUUUCGCUACAGCUCCGGCGUCAACGGCGGCGGGUUUUUCCCGGCGGAGCGUGGGCUCGUCGUCGGCCGGGCCGUGUGGGCCCAUUACGCCGUCCCGGCGACCGGCGCCGUCGUCGAAGGGAACAACCAAGGCACGCUCGUCGUUCUCAAUUUGGAUCCCACCAUCUCCAACACUUCUCUCCGUGAGAUUUUCCAAGUUUACGGAGCUGUGAAGGAGCUGAGGGAGACACCGUACAAGAAACACCAAAGGUUCGUGGAGUUCUACGAUGUAAGAGACGCUGCAAAAGCCCUAAUGGAGAUGAACGGGAGAGAAAUCCAUGGCAAACCUGUCGUGAUCCAGUUCAGCCGUCCCGGUGGAUUCAACAAGCGACUCUUUCUCUCCUCGCAACAGCACUAUCACAACAAACACCUCCUCCUCCUGCCCCCUCCUCCACCGCCGCCGCAAGAUUUCUCCGGCCACCACCCCCGCCGCCGGUUUCCUCAUUCACCUCCUAGAAAACCGCCGGUUUAUCACCGGAGGGGAAGCUCCGCCGUGGCUGCGUCCAUGGCAGCGUUGUCUCUCCGAGAUGAUGCGGAGAGGACGACCAAGUGUUACGUGAAGAAGAGCGAUUCGAGCUCGAGCGAUCACGCGUACAAGAAGCAUCAUCAGGAGAGGAAUAACAACAAUGGCGUCUGCAGGUAUUAUUCGAGGAAUAAUAACAAGCCAUCGAAGAAGAUCCGCGAUGCAUGUUACGUGAUAAACGAAGACGCGAUCUCCGAGUCAAGUGGCGUUUGCAGAGAUGAACGUACCACUCUCAUGAUCAAGAACAUCCCCAACAAGUAUAGUCAGCAGAUGCUUCUGAACAUGCUGGACAGCCAUUGCAUCCAUUGCAACGAAGAAGAGGAUGCGACCUUGUCUUCGUAUGAUUUUGUAUACCUUCCCAUUGAUUUCAACAACAAAUGCAAUGUGGGAUAUGGAUUUGUGAACAUGACAUCUCCUCAAGCGGCUUGGAAGCUCUACAAGGCGUUCCAUCAUCAGCAUUGGGAGGUUUUCAAUUCAAGGAAGAUUUGCGAGGUCACUUAUGCUCGAGUUCAGGGGUUGGAGGCGUUGAAGGAGCAUUUCAAGAACUCGAAGUUUCCAUGCGAGACGGAGGAAUACGUGCCGGUGGCGUUCUCGCCGCCGAGAGAUGGCCGGAAUUUCUCCGAGCCUGUCCCGAUCGUCGACGUCGUCGGGAAAAUCUCCGGCAACGAUGACCGUGAUCAUGCUCAUGCUCAUGAUGACGAUGGCAAGAAUAAAAUGGAUGAUGAUUAUGAUGAUAAUGAUGAUGAUGCAUGUGGUGGGUCUUGUGACAAGACCGAGAUGAAUAAUAGAUUUGACGGCUGCUGCAUCGGCGGCGGCGGGGGAGUUGGAGGUGAAGAUGGUCGCGGUGAAAACGGCGGCGUUUCGGAUCACGAUGAGGAUGAUGACGUGGACGCCUGCAACAAUUAAUAAUGACCAUGGUUUUUGCUCAUUAGGCCUUUUGUUGUAGCUCCAUAGCUCUCUCUCUCUCCCCUUGGUUAUUUUAUUAUUCCCUAUUUUAUUUUCUCGUGUUUUG
Molecule: messenger RNA, 2229 nt
Organism: Tarenaya hassleriana
Lineage: Eukaryota; Viridiplantae; Streptophyta; Magnoliopsida; Brassicales; Cleomaceae
Product: protein terminal ear1
Exons: 5
Coding region: 165-2123 (652 amino acids)
Molecular function (GO): RNA binding
Source: RefSeq, a predicted model, not a curated record